Quercus lobata is the source of this 1375-nucleotide messenger RNA. Its product is annotated as protein FAR1-RELATED SEQUENCE 5-like. The coding region runs from base 123 to 989 and encodes 288 amino acids. Lineage: Eukaryota; Viridiplantae; Streptophyta; Magnoliopsida; Fagales; Fagaceae. The transcript has 3 exons. The record is from RefSeq and is a predicted model, not a curated record. Gene Ontology annotation, molecular function: zinc ion binding. Gene Ontology annotation, biological process: regulation of DNA-templated transcription.
AAAGCUUCAAUAGUCGCUUGAGACAUUAUCUAAAGUCAACCAAUAAUGUGCUGGAAUUUUUUAGUCAUUUUGAAAGGUUACUUGAAGACUUACGCCACAAUGAGUUGGAUUCCAAUUAUGACAUGAGCCAGCGUUUGCCAGUUUUGAGAGUGGAAGUGCUUUUGUUGAAGAACUCAAGGGAUGUUUACACACCCAAAAUCUUUAAUUUCUUUCAAGAAGAGUAUAAGAAGUCUUUGGACAUGGUUGUUAAUACAUGCUAUGAUAUUUCACCAUUGUUUGAGUACAAGGUUUGCAUGUAUGGGUGUACUCGAGAACAUAAGGUUAUCUUCAAUUCUACAGACCAAACAGUUGUUUGCAGCUGUAACAAAUUUGAGUUUGCUGGGUUUUUAUGUAGUCAUGCAUUAAAGGUGCUAGAUAUUCAAAAUAUAAAACUACUUCCUUCUCGAUACAUUUUGAAGCGGUGGACUAAGCAAGCGAGAGUUGGAUGUGUACUAGAUAGCUAUGGUUGCAUUGUGAAAGAAGAUCCUAAGUUGGAUAUAACAAAUCGGUACAAAGAUUUGUGUCGUAAUGCAGUUAACAUUGCAAGUAAGGCUGCUGAAACUGAAGAAGCAUCUGUGUUUUUAGCUAAGAAGAUGGUUGAAUUAAAUCUUGAUGUGGAAAGGAUUUUGAAAAAAAAAAAAGAUUUACCUUCCAAUGAAAUUGGGAUGGAUCCUUCUCAUAAUGAACAUGUAGAUGUUGCAUCUGUCAUAUCAGCUUAUAAAGCAACUGGGAUUAAGAAAAAAAUAGGCACAUCUCGUGUUAAAGGUCGGCCUAAAAGUUUUAUUGAAAAAGGAUCAAGGAAAAGGAAACAUGCUUGUGGAGAAACUCCUGUGACAAGUUCUACUGUCAACAUCCCAGCUUCUUUAUCUGUUAACUAUACACAAGUAACACAGGCAUCAAGCAUUGCGUCUGAUUAUUCUGCAAGGGAUGGUAGUGCUGGUAUUCAUUAGAUUCCAUGGAUGUGUACUUAGUGUGGUGGUAGUAUCUACAGCUUACCAUUAACAAGACCAUUGUGUUCUGUAGCAUGGGCAAGGAGUUUAGCAUGCAAGAAGUUUAGUGUGGCUUUGGAUGAAUCAAUAAUUUUUUGGCAAGAGCAAGGAGUUUAGUGUGGCAGAUCACUGUGUUUUGUAGCAUGGACAAGGAGUUUUCUUGGCAGACCACUGUGUUCUUUAGCAUGUGAUCAAUAAUUUGUUUACUAAUUGCUACAAGUGACAUUACUUUGUUUUGUUGUCGCGUAUCAGUUUAUUUACCAAUGCGUGUUUUGGGUACUUUUAUUGUUAUAACUUAUCAAGUGUAACUUCUUUAAUAUUGGAUACUUUUUAUGGUCCAAAUUCAC